CAAACCCUAAAAAACCCAAUUCGUAAACAAGAUAAAAAUCGAAACUUGCAAGAGACAGAAAGAUCUUUGAAGAAGAACGAAAGCCCAAUCGUAGGGGAAGCAAACAAUAGCUGUCUCCAGCCGAUUUUUUCAUCAAUCUUGAAGAGUAUAGGUGGUGUUUUUGAUCAAAUUCACGAAGAUAUGACGUCUCACGAAAUUGCAGUUCUUCCCAUUCGACAACAACCCGUUAACGCAGUGGUAAAGCAGAAGAAUGCAGGACCAGUGGAGCGAAGGAACAGGCGAGCCCUUGGUGAUAUUGGAAAUCUUGCGAUUGUUCCCAGUGUUGAAACUGGGAAACCAACUCAGAUUAAUCGACCGAUUACAAGGAAUUUUCGUAAGCAACUAGUAUCAAAUGCACAAGCUGAAGCAGAUAAGAAUGUGAAGAAAACACAAGCAGAAGCUAAAAAGGGGGAUGUAGCAAAGAAAAACAAUGAAGAAACCCCAAAAAGAAGGUCACAAAAGCCUUCAAAGUCACUAACCUCUGUCCUUACUGCUCGAAGCAAGCUAGCUUGUGGGAUCACUACUAAACCGAAAGAUCCACUGGUUAACAUCGAUGAAGCAGAUGCCAACAAUGAAUUGGCAGAAGUGGAAUACGUUGAAGAUAUUUACAGGUUCUACAAGCUCUCAGAGACUGAAGGCGGUUUACGUGAUUACAUGAGUUCACAGCCUAAUCUAAAUGCCAAAAUGCGAGCCAUUUUGAUUGAUUGGAUAGUUGAAGUUCACGGGAAGUUUGAACUAAUGCCCGAGAGUCUUUAUCUCACCAUCAACAUUGUUGAUCGUUACCUAUCUGUGAGAACUGUUCCCCGUGUGGAAUUUCAGUUGGUUGGUAUCAGUGCACUGCUCAUGGCAUGCAAAUACGAGGAAAUAUGGCCACCACAAGUCGAUGAUUUGAUUGCAAUAUCUGAUAAUGCAUACUGCAGAGAGCAGAUCCUGGCCAUGGAGAAAGCGAUUCUGGGUCACCUAGGUUGGUUCUUGACUGUUCCAACACCCUAUGUGUUUCUUGUGCGGUACACAAAAGCUUCACUUCCUACUGAUAGCAAGAUGGAGAAUAUGGUGCUCUUCUUGGCUGAACUCGGGUUGAUGCACUACUCGAUUAUAGUGACCAACAGCCCUUCAAAGCUAGCUGCUUCUGCUGUUUAUGCAGCUCGGUGUACCCUAAAUAAGACCCCGGCUUGGACUGAAACACUCAAGCAUCACACUGGUUACUAUGAAGAUGAAGUAAAGGAUUGUGCCAAGAGUUUAGUGAGUUUUCAUGCUUGUGCCAGUGAAAACCAGUUGAAUUCCGUUUAUACAAAGUUUGUAAAUCCUGAGAAAGGUACAGUGGCUCUCUUCCCUCCGGUGAAAAUCUUGUAGCCGAGAAUGGUACUGGUGGUCUGCCGUGAACAGGCGGACGUGGGUGCUGUGUUGUAUCGAUGUUUUGGUUGAGAUCAUUUUACUAUUAUGAUCUUAAUUUUUACUUACCGACGAUUAUAUAUGUUUUGUUUAUAAUACUUUGUAAUUGGUAAUACUCUUGUAAUCGUGUAGAGUAAUAAGAAACUCAUCAUUUUGUGUAA
Erigeron canadensis is the source of this 1592-nucleotide messenger RNA. Its product is annotated as G2/mitotic-specific cyclin S13-7-like. Gene Ontology annotation, molecular function: cyclin-dependent protein serine/threonine kinase regulator activity. NCBI's taxonomy places the organism in Eukaryota, Viridiplantae, Streptophyta, Magnoliopsida, Asterales, Asteraceae. Gene Ontology annotation, cellular component: centrosome; cyclin-dependent protein kinase holoenzyme complex; nucleus. Gene Ontology annotation, biological process: mitotic cell cycle phase transition; regulation of cyclin-dependent protein serine/threonine kinase activity. The transcript is spliced from 7 exons. The record is from RefSeq and is a predicted model, not a curated record. The coding region runs from base 181 to 1392 and encodes 403 amino acids.